Molecule: messenger RNA, 8711 nt
Organism: Lineus longissimus
Lineage: Eukaryota; Metazoa; Nemertea; Pilidiophora; Heteronemertea; Lineidae
Product: zinc finger protein 608-like
Exons: 6
Coding region: 395-4894 (1499 amino acids)
Biological process (GO): regulation of transcription by RNA polymerase II
Cellular component (GO): nucleus
Source: RefSeq, a predicted model, not a curated record
CAAAAGAGGUAGGACCGCCAUUUGCCGGAUCUCGCAGAAAACUUACAAUUUUCAACAGUUUUGGAUUUUAUCAACGUGGAUGUACUAUUAAACGGUCAGGAAACUAUUAAUGUCGUUUUGGAAUUAUAUGCAUGCAUUAUGGAUGUUUUUUCUUUGUUGUGUAGAGAAUUGAUGUGGAGUACUAUAGGAGUACUAUACUCUAUGUACACUGUAGUGUCUGGUAUGGAGUGUAGUGGCGCCUCAGUCUAGUGGAGUUUGCCAAUGGGAAUGCACUAAACCAAUACCCUCUAUGCCAGUACUGUAUAGCCAGUAUGUAUUCGGCCUUUGGAUUAGUCUAGUAUUGAGUGUGUUCUUAGAAUUGUAUUAAUGUCAUUAUACAAACCACUUGGAGCCAAUGAGAGAAAAGUCAACACAGGGCCACAGCGGUAGUGCAGUGGCCUCUGACUCCAACCCGCACCAGGUCACCAACUUUAAGGAGUCGACAAGCCAAUCAUUUGAUGAUGAUGAAAAUGAAUGGGAACUCGGUGUUGGCAACUUGAUCAUCGAUCUCGACGCUGAUCUCGAGCGCAACAGCACCAGUCCGAUAUCUGGUCAGCAGCCCGAGACCACGUCGCCCAAGAUGAGUGGUAUCGAACACCAGGCUACAGUCGAUAAAGGUUUAAAAAUGAAAAUAAAACGUAAAAGUGGUGGUGCUAAAUCUGAGACUAAGCAUGAAAUUGUCAAGCAUGACAAAAUGGCUAGUAUAGGAGAACUUGGUUCUAGCGCAUUGUCGCCUGUUGGUGAUAAGAAACUGAGUCCCGGGGACGGGAAAGAUAAACUCAUAAAAGGAGUGCGAGGAAUACAUAAAAAGGACAAAAGCAAGGAAAAGACUUGUCGAGCGUUGGAAGGGGCAGCCAACAUGGCCAAUGGGUUCCCCAUUCAUUGUGGAAAUAGUAACGACGCUGGGAAUGGUUUAUUAGAAUCGGACAAAUUACCUUUUGGAAUAAAGCGGGAGUCUGUGUCAACGGCUGCCUUGGACCCAUAUGAAUUCAAUGCGAAGGUGGAGGAUCGUAUUAGUAUGCCAGUCAAAAAGAUUAAGUUGGAAAAGAAUGACCCAACUGCCAUGACUGCUGCAGCCCCAUCUUGUCCUGGUGCUAGUCCUAAUCAAAUGACGCCCCGAACAGUCACCCCAUUCCAAAACGUCGAGACUUCAUCAUCGGUAUCACAACCUUUCCAUGAUGCAUCGACGGAGACCUCGCAUGUUGGCACGAUUACGGAACCUGAAUGUCUUGGUCCAUGUGAACCCGGUACGAGUGUGAGUUUGGAGGGAAUUGUCUGGCAGGAGACAGAAAAUGGUGUGCUUGUUGUGAACGUAACCUGGCGAGGAAAAACAUAUGUGGGUACCCUGAUGGAUUCGACUAAGCAUGACUGGGCACCUCCAAGAUUCACAUGUGACUCGCCGACAAGUGACUUCGAAGCCCGCACACCCAAAGGUCGUGGAAAACGCGGAGCACGUGGCAGCACUAGUACCCCGCUCAAUGACAUGAGUAACUACACAGAGAGGAAGCUGAGAAAAGGUCGCAGAGGAACGAAUAACUUCCAAGCACCCCCUAGUCCAGCAAAAUCUGAUGUUACUCCUGUUUCGGGGGUCAAGAGGAAGGGCCGUCCAGCAGAACUAGAUUUAUCAGUGAACGAGGAAACAGGUCGAAGUUCUAAACGGAAUAGGUCAAAUUCUAGGAGUACUCCAACGCCUGCACCCCCCACACCCACCUCAAAUUCAAAUACGGCUAAUGUUCCUGAUCAAUCAGUCAGUACUGGGCCUGGAACGCUUAUUCAGUGUCCAGAGCCGAACUGUAACAAAAAGUACCGCCAUAUCAACGGAUUACGUUAUCAUCAAAGUCAUGCUCACAUGAACAACAACACGUCAGAUGAGAAGGAGGACUCGACUAAGAGUACGAGUUCGGGGGACAGUCGGCCAACGUCGCCUCCCACCCCUGCUAAUACUGCCAAUAACUCGGACCAGUCAAACGGGACUAAAACCCCAGUCAAACGGACUACUAGAGAAAGUGAAUCAAAAUCAAAAUCUAGGUCAGACUCGGCCAAUGAAAAGUCAAAAGAUGAUUCCAAAGAAUCUUCGGUGACUGAGGAUAUGAAAUCAGAAAAGUGUGAAACAAUUCCGAUGGAAACAGUUUCCGAGUGUGAGAAAAAAGUUGUGAAACCAGUCACUUCACAAGUCUAUCAGAUCUCAGGUGGUGCCAUGGGGCGGUUAGGUGGUAUUAGUGUCCUGCCUAAACCAGUCUCGGAACUAGGUAUGGCAGUUGGAGUUCCAGGAACGGUGACAACGGUGACUGCCGUGACGGUACCGAUUACCACCGUGGCCACGUUACCAGUGCAAGGCAAAGGUGAUGGCAAGGAUGAUAAAAAGAAAAAGGUGGAUAAAGUUGAAAAAGCCAGUGUGGUGAAGCCGUCAACUAUCAAUAGGCCGAUUGUUCCUGCUCCAGUGCCGCAAACUAUAACUCUGACAACAAAUGGUCCAAUCACGCAUUCCACAUUAACUGCAGUAACUGCUCAUGCUCAGAUCUCUCCGACUUUAAAAGCUAUCCAGCCAAAGCCGACCAUCAUGGGAGAACCGUCCAUAAUCAAUCCUGCUCUCACCGCGCUAAAGGAGAAGAAACCCAAGCACAAAAAGAAAAACAAGGAGAAGGAGAGGUCGAAAUCUCCACGCAUGAAAGAUGAUAUUGCGAUAGACAGUAAAGCUGAACUUACUUCUGUGAUCAAAUCUGUAUCUGCCGGUACAGCUGAGAUAAGAGAUGGUGCUGAAAAUGACAAACUCAAAUCUGAUGCAGCCAAGCUGCCCCUCUUGAAAGAAUGCGAUAUCAAAGUUGAACCUGGUUCUGAUAGUCGUGUGCUACUACCUUCUAGUCUAAGUCUGACUACGAGGUUAGAAGUUAGUACGCCAGAUCCUACCGAUCACGGGAGCGAGAGUGUCCAGAGCCCCGCAUAUUCUGAUAUCUCGGAUGCGGCCGAUUCAGCGCCCUCUUUGGACAAUGAAGGAGACAUUAAACAGAAAGACAAGCCAUCUUCCAACGAGGCUCCCACUGGGGAGCAUAAUUCAGACUCUUCCUUGUAUGGCAUGUACCCUUACUAUGGUCAGGCGCCGUACCUUAUUCCUGCCAUACCACAAACACAGGCCCAGACGCAACCAUCUGCAGUGUCGCCAUCUGCUGCAAGCACGAGUGAGCCAACCAGCUCAAAAACUCAGGAAACUAAACCGAAUGCUGUGGUGUGUAAGCCUGGUGACCGUCUCGAAGAUGGGAAGGAGAUAAAAAAGGAGCCACUGUCGAGCCCUCAGUUAGGGGGGCGUGAUUAUCGUGUGCCAUCACAGCAACAAAAGAUGAUGCCGCAGUCAAUGUAUGGACAUCCUCAGUUUCAAUAUCUUACUGCCUUUGGUUACAUUGAUCCCGCAUAUCACUCUGAUCCAAGCUAUCGUGAAAAACAUGAAAAAUUCAUGGAGGACCAGGAACGAUUACGUAAGGAGCCAAUCUUUAAGCAAGAUCGUGAAAAGGCUGGUGAUAAAGACAAGGGUAACAUUUCGCCAAAACUUCCACCUGCCGAUCCUGGCAAGGGUGAGAAAACACGCCCUGUCCAUGCUGUUAGUCCUAUGGUUACUGCUGAUCAGAAUAAAAACGUGCAGAAACUCCGUGAACCUAAGCUAAGUCCACAAGCAGAUGCAAAAGAUAAAAGUGACAUGACUCUUAAAGAAAAACAAAACGAAAAUUUACAAAUUCUUAAGGAAAAUAUGGAUUUAAAACCGCAAAUGGACAAUCGAACCAAGCCGACGGUCAUGACAGUUGGUCAGGAUUCAUAUGACCAGCGUACGUUGUUGUACGCACGGCAACGGGAGGAAUUACAAAGUUACUACAUGUAUCAACAUCAGAAGUUGCAUGAGAAACAUGAUGCUGGAAGUCCGCACUCUGUGGGGGAGGGGCCCAAGGUGGAUGGCAAAAAGUCGGAGAGUAAAAUGGUUGAGCAAGUAAAAGAUGGAGAGAAAGGUUCCCCAAGGGACUCGCCUGUGGUGAAAAGGGAACAAACACCAAGUGACUUGUCAAAAAAGGACUCUAAUCCACCUGGUGAUAGGGGGAAAAGUUAUCGCGAUAAGAGUGACGAGCGGCGACCUGCUGAGCGACCGAGGACUGUUGAUGACAAAGGUCGUACUCGGAGUCCCAAUGUCACACCGAAACUAAAGACUGAGGGUAUGCCUUCUGCUUCGAUGUCGAGCCCGACAGCUGCCGGUGUCAUACCCGCACCAGCACAUUAUGCUCAAUAUCUCCCAGCAGGAUAUCUACAGUCUCCUCAUGCCGCAUACGCACAAUUUCCUUAUGAUCCUAGUGCUAUGUAUCGCCAUGGUAUCAUUGGCUACCCACCGGGUGCUGGCUACCCGGUUCACCCUGGUCAUCCCGGUGCUCCUCCUCCAAUGCGCUAUCAUGUCUCACCUAUCGACUUGGAAAGGGAAAAAUCAGCAGCGCUGUCAUCUCCAAAUGCGCCAAGUCCAUUGGCCCAGGGGGAACCUCCGAAGGCACUUGAUUUACUUCAACAGCAUGCGUCACAUUAUUAUAGCUCUCACAAAAUUCAUGAAUUGGAGAAAGCCCGGCCUGUGUCUUCACCAGGUUCCAAGCCACCAUCUGAGUCAUCAUCGCCGUCGGUGCCGACUAGUAGUUACCAGAAGCCUCGGGAGUAUCGCCAGUCACCUCCGCCACAGAGACACGUCCAUACUCAUCACCAUACACACCUAGUCGGCGGCUACCCCGGUAUAUCUCCUUAUGACCCAUACAGUGCCAUUAUCGUUUCUGGUUCUGUCGCAGACGCGUCAUCGAUCAACGCCGAACCACUUGUACCUGUACUACCAAAACAGUAAUGCCAACUCUUGCUUACAGGAAAGUGAAACAUGACAGUUUAGGAAGAAAACCAUGACAUCGAUCCAAGGAUCUGCCACGAGACUACAAGGAUUGUACGGCAUAUAACGCAUGCUUGGAGUUGGCGAAUCAGGUCUUUUCGGACGAUUGCUCAGUGGAUAUAUGUCUCUUCAACCAGCUGCCUCGCUCACUUUGCUUGGACGAGGAUCUAUGUGUGCUGUGAUUGGACAAUUUUGAGCUGGUGUGAAGACUUAUUGUGACGCAGAAUGGCAGCAGUCGCUUAAUCGUGAGUUGAACAUGGGAGGAACUUUUGUAAAUUGAAAACCUCUCCUUGUCAAUUUAUAAAGUCGGCAUGAUUUUUACUGGAUAUAUGAAUUAACUUUGACUUACUCAAUGGAUGUAUAAAGUAUGUUCACAAUUGGAUACAUGUGCACAAAGACGAUUACGGAUAUACUCUAUUGAAUAAUGAAUCAAUUCAAAUUAUGUGAAAUUUUGAGCACUUUUGCUCGAAUCAUAUACUAUUUUAGCCAUAUUGGCAAGAAAACUAGCUAAAAACAUAACUUGUGGAAAUGGAAGAAAGUCCUUGUGUGUGGUCAUUCAGUCAAAGAACUAUGAUUAUUGUCUUAUACUAGCAAAGGUAAUUCUUGCUUAUAGUGAUGUUUGUAAACUCCAUGUUCUCUAUUAAAAAAGACCUUGGAAUAUAAGAAAGUGGAAUGUACAUAGAUUGCUGGGUGAGAGUGAGUUGGUGAAGGAAUAGUCGAUUGUAUCACAUUUAUCAGGAUCUAUGGGAUAUAUCAUUCUUGGUGAAAUUUUGAUUGGAUUACAUAAUUUGGAUAUACCUGCUUAUUUGCUAUCAGUUUCACCCUUGGAUUAUUUUUGUGAUUUUGCUAUCAAAUGUUUUGGAUAGUCGAUUGAAUUUACCUUACCUAUCAUUGCAUUGUUUUAUUUUUCCUGUCAGCUUUGUCAUCCUUUUAUUGCCUGAUGGAGGUACUUGCUAAGGCCAAUUGUUUUAUAAUUUUUAGUUUACAGGAAUGAGUCAGUAAAAGUUAUGGUGGGCAGUCGAAAUAAAAUUGAGACAGAUGUGAAAAAUGGUGUCAUUACAACACUUCUUAGAACCUCUCCAAAAGAAAAUCCAAAUAUAGAGUUGAUGAUUGAACUGUUGGUACAUCCUAGCGAACAGAAAAUUAUACAUAUAAAUAUGGUAUUAUUGUUCAUAUGUUUAGGCAGAUGAGAGUAACCCAGCGUCAUUGUUUUCGUCAGAGAAUAGUUCGACCAAAAAUGCAGCUCUUCCAGUCUCCUAAAUGAUGAAAACUUGCAUGCAUGUAUUCAAGAAAAUCCUAAGUUAAAUUGUUGAUUCCCUGCAGAUUUUACUUCAUUCAAAUGAAAAAAAUCAGCCUGUCUUCGAAAUGCUAAAUGCGGUUUUGUUUUAUAACUACGGUCGGUAGGCUAACUUUAUUGUUUGGUGUCAAAAUGGGCACGAGAAAAAUUUGAAGAAAAACUUUUUUUAGCCCUGGCCCCUGGCAGAACACUUGUUGGUUACGUACAUCUGUUUUUUACACAGACAAACUUUAAACACACCUCGUGAAAAAAAUCGGAAAAUUCCAAUCGGGGAAAAACGGUUUGUCAUGUUCUGAUUACAACAUUGCCCUGAAACUGUCAUGCUUUUUGUAACUCAUUUGGCUGGAUACGUUGUAAAAACUUUUUAAUGUUUUAAUUGUUGCUGUAAUUUUUGGAUAUUCGUUGUGAAAACAUUGAUUUAAAAGCUUUUUAUGAGUAAUUUGUCGCAUAAUUAAUUCUGUUCAGUUCAAUGCUGCAAAAGAGACAUUCAAAAAUAAAUAUAUUUUGUUAUGUACAUGUACGAUGUAUUCAACUUUGGCAUGGGUGUUCUGUUGAACAAUGGCAUGUCCUAAAAUGACUCUUCCUGCAUUUUGUGUAUCAUUAAUUGUGUAGAUCAGGAUCUAAAGAAAAGAUUCCACUUGGACUUUUCCAACUGUGGUAACUGCUGGGGAAACUACGCUCUGCCCCAUUGGGUAUUUGACACAAAUCGAAAUUUUAAGCCAGGAGCUAAAGUGUAAGCCAAAACCUGCGGCACUUUAGCCGAAAGUUGUCUUUAGCGUAUAUUCCCCCUUAAAUACAAAAAUGAUACAAUUUCUUGUUGAUUGGCAUUAUUUUAUUUACACGUACCUGCUGUUAUAAAGUAUUGGUCAAUCCUGAAUAAAGGACUAACUUUCAUGCCGUUAAAUUCAAUUGUCUGCUUCCUCAGACCUACAGCAAAUAGCCGAUUCUAUUGAAGCACACCACCUCAGGAUAGUUACACAAACGGAACGCAGAGGUAAAUCUGUUUAAAAGUAUUGAAAAGACACUUUGCAUGUCAUUUUCUGUGUUUUGAGGUCAUACCCUGUAAUGUAAAUAGAGGUGAAGAAUGAAAUACUUGUUGUUGAUUUCAACUACAUUCAUCUGGGAUCAAGAAUUGAUAUGACUCGUCAAUCUCAAUAGGUGUUCCUGCAUUGUAGGUGUAUCUGCCUAUCACUAUCAGUCAGUAAACUAAAAUUAUUUUAUUUCACUUAACAUUUAAUCAGACCAAAAUGCUCCAACAAAGGUUUUUGUGGUGGACACCAUUCGCAAAGAUUUUAUUUGGCCUUUCAUUUUUUGCAUGGAUUCUGUUAAAUGUUGUGUAUCAGUCAACAAAAUGCUUCAGUCUGCAAUGCUCAGAUUAGGCAAAAAGGGCUAUUUCUGGGCACUUUACAAUAUUUCAGUUGAGAGAGACUCCGUUAAAAUUUUUAUCGGGGGGAGGGAGGUACCUGUCAUGAUGUCCUGUUAUGAAAAAGGCUCCAUCCCAAAACCAAGAGGCAAUUUUAGCAAAUCCAGAUGCCCUUUCCAACUUUUCCCAAAUCCUGAGCACCAUAUAAUGUGUACAUGUAGGUGUCUCUCCUGAAAAUCGGGGCCAUUUUUGGGUCUACAUGUGUAUCCCAGUGUCCCGGAAAAGAUCAGCCCUCUGUCAUUGAUCCUUAGGUUUGCUGCUAUUUGUGAUUCAUGUCGAUCUACUGUGAACACAGUUAAGAGCUGUCAUGAUUUCUGAGGUGGUAGCACCUGUCCUUUCAAGCAUGUCAUUGCUGAUAAAUGGUGUUGCCACCUUGAGAGCCAUUACAACUCCUGACUGAUGUUACAGUACUUUAUCUGUGAGGGUAGUUUGGUGAAAUUCAUGAACUGGUCGAAAGCUUAGAUAACCAGGUUUUUUUUCUCAUGAUGCCAUAAUUUGGUAAAAAGAAGAGCCGUCGUUGGAUAAAUACAUGUAGUUGACUGGCACUUAUGAUGUUCAGCUUAUUUUCGGGUUGCUGGGCCCAGCUGGAAAUUUGACAAAACAAACGGCCAUUUUAAUGAUACAUGUACCUUUUAUGACUUGGUUAAAAAUUGCAUUCUACAGAAUCUUACGAAACUACCCUCGUCUGCAGAAUAUGUGACCCAUCGGAGAGAAAAAACAGGCGCAUGUCGCACAGAGGAUGAGUGAAAGAAAUUGAUGUGGUCAGAUUUCACAAAAGGCAGACAACAAGUCAAAUAAACAACCAGUUCGUCUCCACCUGCCAAGCGGAGAGCAACGUGCGCCUGGUUUGCUGUGACGGGUCACAUGUGAUAAAAAAGACUGUGUAUAGAUUGAAUUAUGUUGGCACUGUGUAUGUGUAAGAAAUCUAUUUCCUUUGACUGUUAUCACCUCAAUGGAGGGAUCGUUGUGGAAUUGAUGCAUGGAUGAUUUAUGUUCAAGUUGACUAGCACCUCAAUGGCUGCAAUUAAACUGAGCCACAAGCUCACAUUUUUAAAAAA